UUUGUCUGCUUCAAAGGCAGCCUGCAGGAGAACCGCAAAAAAUACACAGGAGGGAUUCAUUCUUUGCCUCUUUUCAGCCAUGGCGGCAAAGAGCCCUCACUGGCACAGCUACCUUAAGGUGAUCCUGUCCCGUGAAAAUCAGAGAGUGGAGCAUUUCCAGAAGGCAGAAAACACUUUGUUGGUUGUCUUGGAAAGAGUCAAUGCAAUGGACCCCAGGUUUACAGUGGAGUAUUCAAGAAACCUGGAAGCUUUAGAGUUUGCCUUGUGUGCUGCGGAGGAUGAAGUAACCAUGCAGGUUCCCUUGUGUAUUGAUGCUGAUGCUAUCUUGAUUGAGGAGAGUUCAGGGGAGCAGAAUGGCUCUGAGACUGUUAACCAUGGGAACUGCCAAAUGCCAGGGACUUGCUGUAUCAGAGUAGCCAAGGAUGGCUCUCACCUAAAAAACUGGACCCAAGAAGAUGUAUUCAGUGUGGCAGAGACCGAUGAAUCCAGUGGUCACAUUGUGCCAGGCAAGGUCCUUUGUCUCCUGAAAGAACUGCUCGUUGCUGCAAUUGUUCACUGCAAGCAUCACUCCCUCAUCAGACCAGGUGAACUUAGUGCUGAGAGGCUAAAAGAUGAUGACAUACAGUUGCCUUUACUGAUAUCCAGUGGUUGGAAAAUGAUCCGUUUUAACAUUGUUCCUGUAAUAAGAAGAAAACAGAAUGCUCUGAAACUCAGCAACUGUUGGCAAGAAAAGGGAUUUCCACAAGGCAAUGUGAACAAAGUCAUUCAGGAGGCAGAGUUCAUCCCUGCUAGUUAUUAUCAUUGGAGGUACUGCACCAAUCGCCCCAUCCUCAAACUUGUCCAAAUUGUGAGCAACCUAAAGGGGCACUAUCUGGACAGUCUCCGCCUCCUUGUCCAAGUCAACCAUGAGAACUGGAAAGAAGAAGGCAAGAAAAAGGGGCUUACAUCUCACCAUUUGGAGAUGGUGUUGCUCUGGGCCACUCACCUUUUCCCUUCACCUGAAGACUGGAUAUCUCUGGAGGGGUCUGUGUAUCGUCUGCUGGUGGUCUUGCUUUGCUGCUUGGUGACAAAAGAUCUUCCCCAUUUCCUGUAUCCCGAGCAAAAUCUGUUCCAAAAUGACAGUGUGGACCUUAGUAAUUUGUAUCCUAAAGUGGAGAACUUUGCUUGCACUCCAGAGCUCUUCUUGAAAUUCCGUUUUGCCACAAGAGGAGGCAAUACAUACAAGCAAAUGGACAAUGGUCUCAAAACCUUGCUUCAUCUUCCAGCUGAAGAUAAGUCCUACUGGAACACUGCCUUCUUUGAUAUGCUGCUUAAUAAGUUUCAGAUGUAUCAGAUUAAGGACACAGAGCGGACUACUGCUAUGUCAAACAUCCUGUCAAAAACCAAGAAAAUGGUGAACAACCAGCAUUGAAAAGCCUUUCCUUGACUGGAUGGAUGUAUUUCAGUGAAGUUAAUUUCCUGUCAUCAAAAUUACUCUUUGCUGUGGACUUGAGUUUCUUAUUUUCAUCACCAUGAGUUUGACACCAAAAAUGUCAACUUGUGACCUUCAUCAGGUGAAAAUCACCAGGUGGCAAUUCCAUCAUUAGAAAAAAUGAUCCAAUUUCCUAUCUUUUUGUAGAUCACAUGAAUGCACACAAUGUUCUCAUUUUCUGUGUAUAACUGUACUCUAACAAAGUGGUGAAAAUAUGUUCUUCAGUCUCAGCAAGAAAAUGCAAGACUGUAGAAUAUUUCAAGGAAGAAGACAGACAACUUCAAAAGUGGAGUGGUUUUCAUUUACCUUGUCUUUGCACUAGGCUGACUUUAGGGGUCUCCUGAAAACAUGGCUAACCAUCUAUGGGCAUUUCUGCAGACCUCCCUCCAUCCUUCUGUGGUUAGAGAUAAUUAUAUAUCAGAGAAACAUAUAUAGUUCAUAUAGACUGAUUACUUCCAGGGAUCUGCUAUUCCAGAAGGAAGGUUUAUAUCCCACACCUUUUCUGAGCCCCGUUUAAGCUCUGUCUGUGCAUGCCUAUAUACACAUUGAGACACUGAGAAACCACUCAUUUUAGCAAUUAUGAUUAUAUCUGUAAUAUUACUUGUCAUUUCGUUGCAAUUCAUUGUGAUUUGUUGCAUGCAUGGCUUUGUAAUCUAUGUUAGACUUUAUAGAGUGCUUGUUGUUUCAAAAGAAUAUAAUCUUCUGCACAUACAGAAUUCAAAGCACUAUAAUUUCAUAAACCAGUACUUUAAGCAUUUGGUUCAUGGAGCCUGGAGCCUGAGAAGAUGCUGGUGCUGGAGCCCAUUAAUGCCUAGUAACUCCCACAGCCAAUCUCUGAAGAAGUACCCAUGGAAGUAACUACUACUAUUCAGCCUGCAGAACAAGGGUGAGUUCCUCUGAGCAGAUUGAGGAACGUUGCUGCUGGCUGCAAUGUCAGUUCUAGAAGCUAUGACCUUGGACACUUACGAACUCUGAACUCUGGACUAAAGCUAGGACCUUGUCUUGUGGAUUCUGAAUCAACCUUGUACUCUGGAUCCUAAUUGGCUUACGACCCUGGAACAGACAUUCAGCUUCUCUGUUGUGUUAUCCUAUUAAUGUUUGCACCUCUAUGGACUAUCAGCUUGACCUGGAUUGUGGAUUCAUGGUCAAGGCUCCGGACAACUUGGACCAAAAUAUGUACAUAUUUAAAAUGCUUCCAAACAUUCCUAGUUGCUUCCAAGCAUUUUUCUACUAUAUUAAUUCAUAUUUGUUAGAAAGCAUCAAGUAUGAAUAUUGGCACCUGGUAAUUAAAUUAAUUCCCUCAUCUUUUCUUAUCCCAAUUUUGUUCUAGACCAGUGUUUCUUGAAUGGUGCUCCUCCACAUGUUUUGGACUUCAGCCCCCACAAUUCCUAACAGCUGGUAAGCUGGCUGGGAUUUCUGGGAACUGAAGUCCAAAACACCCAAAGGAGCACAGUUUGGGAAAUACUGCUCUAGACAUUAAGGUUUCCCUUGAAAUUAAGUGUAGUUGUGUCUAACUCUGGGGGGUGGUGCUCAUCUCCAUUUCUAAGCCAAAGAGCUGGCGUUGUCUGUAGAAAUAAAGAUUUUCCCUGACAUUAAGUCUAGUUGUGUCUGACUCUAGGGGUGGUGCUCACCUCCAUUUCUAAGUCAAAGAGCCAGCAUUGACUGUAGACACCUCAAAGGACAUGUGGCCAGCAUGACUGUAUGGAGCG
This is a messenger RNA of Anolis sagrei ordinatus, 3180 nucleotides long. It is a transcript of the gene MAB21L4, whose product is annotated as mab-21 like 4. The record is from RefSeq and is a predicted model, not a curated record. NCBI's taxonomy places the organism in Eukaryota, Metazoa, Chordata, Lepidosauria, Squamata, Anolidae.